This is a messenger RNA of Rubroshorea leprosula, 625 nucleotides long. The record is from the annotation of a GenBank genome assembly. Lineage: Eukaryota; Viridiplantae; Streptophyta; Magnoliopsida; Malvales; Dipterocarpaceae.
GAAAACAGCUUGAAAAUCUAAAACUCUUCUGGAUUCGUCUCUCCUUUUCCUCUCCACCCCUGGUUCUCUCAAAAUCAAUCUCCGUACCUUUUGUUUCAUCUGCUUCCAUGGUCGAUUUCAGACUAUACAGAUCAUUUCCGUUCGAGUGAAGCUGCAAAAUAGUUGAUCUCUAGCCCCGGAUCCCCGCGAUUCAAGGCGGUUCAGUUGCCGGCGCUCAGAUUUGUUUCUUGUUGAUCUCCAGCUGUUUGUUCUCGAUUCCGGUCACAUUCAGUCCAGAUCUGAUGUUACCUGCUCGAGAACAACGCUCUGGUCAUUUCUACUCGACCUCUGCAACUCCGAUCUCCCUUUCUCCUGCGAUUUUUCGGAGUUGCUGGUUUACUUGGAGCAUGGAGGAGGUGCUGGAGAAAGAGAAGAACGGAAGGUUGGAGGAUGAGGAUGAGGGCAUUUAAGUAAUUUUAUUUUUAAUGUAUUAACUUAUUAAAAAAAGUUGAGUUUCCCUUGUUGGAUUUACACGUCACUGACAUUUAAAAAAAUUAAGUGAUUGUGUGGCAAUCUAACGUUCCACUCGUCACUUCCGUCAAUGGAAGGAUGAAAUUAGUACCAAAAAUGAAAAUUUAAGGAUAUU